GGACUGCUGUCUGCGCCCCGGGUGCUCCCGCUAGCGUCGGGCGAGGACCUGGAGAGGGCGCGGGCUGGGAUGCUGGAGGUUCACAUCCCGUCGGCCGGGCCUGAGGCCGAGGGGUCCAGGCAGAGUCCAGAGAAGAGCCACAUGGUGUUCCGAGUGGAGGUGCUGUGCGGCGGGCGCAGACACACGGUGCCGAGGCGCUACAGCGAGUUCCAUGCGCUGCACAAGCGGAUCAAGAAACUGUACAAAGUGCCCGACUUCCCCUCAAAACGCCUGCCCAACUGGAGGACCAGAGGAUUGGAACAGCGCCGGCAGAGCUUGGAGGCCUACAUCCAGGGCAUCCUGUAUCUGAACCAGGAUGUGCCCAAGGAACUACUGGAAUUCCUGAGACUUCGGCACUUCCCCACAGACCCCAAGGCCAGCAGCUGGGGCACCCUUGGGGAGUUCCUGCCCAACGACUGCAGCUCACAGCUGCACCACCGGCCCGUCAUCAGUUUCUGCGUGGAUCCCUACAUUUGCAGCUCCUCCCCAGAGCCUCUGCCCAGCGUGGUGGUGAAUGGUGUGCUCCAGGGCCUCUACAGCUUUAGCAUCAGCCCCAUCAAAGCCCAGCCAACAGCUGCCUGUCACUCUGCUCCUCUGCCAUUGAUGCCCUGAUCAGGCCAGCGGCUUUUGGGCCACCUGCCAGGAGUCACGUGCCUUAGUCCUGAGUCUCAUAUAAGGCAUCAAGGUUGGGUUCCCCUGUGGCCCGGGACCUGGGACUUACCCACCCACCGGGUUUUGCCCAGUCUCCACUCGGGGCUCAGAACUCAGCCUGCAGUAGUAGCUGGGGAUGGUACUCAUGUGCCCUUAGGGCCCCAGGACCAAUAGAAGAUAAGGAAUAAAGGGAGAAGUCACCUUAGAGACAGGCUAUGGAAAGGUACAGGUGUAUUUCUUAAUCUAGACUAGAAUACAAAUCUAAGCCAAGAUGGGUGGGUGGGGGAAGGUGGUUGGGAGGGGGGCAAAGGUUGAGGCACAGUAGUUGGCCAAGUUUAGAAGCAAGGGACAAAAGCUCCUGUCUGACUCUGUGUAAAAGGUUCAGGCAGGACCCUAAGGAAGGGGCUGGCAUCCACUGCCACAGGAGAAUCCCAGACAUGGUGGGGGGGAGUACUGUAUACCCAAGAACCCAGCCCACAUGCAGGUUAUAAAAAACCCACUUUUUCAUUUA
Molecule: messenger RNA, 1201 nt
Organism: Choloepus didactylus (southern two-toed sloth)
Lineage: Eukaryota; Metazoa; Chordata; Mammalia; Pilosa; Megalonychidae
Gene: SNX22
Product: sorting nexin 22
Exons: 7
Coding region: 70-651 (193 amino acids)
Molecular function (GO): phosphatidylinositol phosphate binding
Source: RefSeq, a predicted model, not a curated record